Molecule: messenger RNA, 6909 nt
Organism: Mizuhopecten yessoensis (Yesso scallop)
Lineage: Eukaryota; Metazoa; Mollusca; Bivalvia; Pectinida; Pectinidae
Product: retinol dehydrogenase 12-like
Exons: 8
Coding region: 103-1563 (486 amino acids)
Source: RefSeq, a predicted model, not a curated record
GGUCAAGCAUCAUUGUUUUCACUUCCUGUGUCGCGCCAAAACUGCUGCAGAAAAAAGCACGGAGUAUUUCAUCAGCCUUGUGACAACACUGCUACCAUAGUCAUGACGGGGCGUGUCAUUAUAAUAACUGGAGCAAACUCGGGCAUUGGUUUCCGUGCAGCAGAACAGCUGUGUGAGGCAGGAAAUGAUGUCAUUCUGGCUUGUCGCAGUGAAGAACGUGCAAAGUCAGCCAUUGAGAAAAUCUUGAAGCGGUCGCCUAAUGCAUUGGCCACAUUCAUGCAGUGUGAUGUUGCUGACCUGUCUUCUGUGAGAAAGUUUGUGGAGGACUUUCACGCCACCGGGAAGAAACUGCAUGUCCUGGUGAACAACGCUGGAGUGUAUCUGUCCAAAGAAAAUCGUCGACAGUUCUCCGCAGAUAAUUUUGAGCUCACCAUGGGAACUAACCACCUCGGGCCAUUCUUGCUUACUCAUCUAUUACUGGAUGACCUGAAAAAGACAGCAGCCGAUGGGGAAGCAGAUUGUCGUAUCAUCAAUGUGACAUCGUCUCUCCAUGACUCAGCAUCGCCCCCAAAUAAUGCUGCGAGGAGGAAACCAUUGGAUGUGGAGAAUUUUUUCCUUGAGAAGGAGGGCACAUACAACAACCAACUUGGCUACAAAAACUCCAAGUUGGCAAUGGUUCUGACCACAUACGAGUUGUCUAAACGUCUCCAGGACACAGGUGUAACUGUGAACACGCUCUGUCCAGGUUUCAUACCGAGUACAGAGUUGUGCCGCCAUGCAGGAGGUGGUCAGAAGUUCUUCCUGCGGUACAUCCUCGGUGGAAUGCUGCGUCCAGUCAUGAAGCCCGUCAAAACCCUGGAGGACGGUGCCAAAGCUAUUAUGGAUUUGGUUGUAAAUGAGAAAUUUAAAGGUGUGACUGGUAAAUAUUACAAGGACCUGGUGGAGACUGAGUCAUCAGAGGAGUCAAAGAAGGAAGAGCUGCAGACAGCUGUUUAUGAGCUGAGCGCCCGGUACAUUCACCUAGAGGGUUACGAACCCCUAGAUGCACCCAUCCCUCCCCCUGAGGAGCCAACACUGAGCCCUAAAAAGUCAAAGAAGGUUAAAAAAGCUGCAGUGGCUGAAGAAACAGCAGGUCCCAGUGGUGACGAAGCUGCUACAAAAGAAGAUGACAAAGAAACUGCAGACAAAACUGAUGAUGAAAUUAAAUUUGCUGAUGAGGACGAUAAACCAGAGGAGACAGCAGUUGUUAAGAUAGAAGAAUCAGAGAAAGAAGUGAAGGAUUCUGGGAUUGAGGAAGCACCAAAGGAAACUGAAAAGGAAGAAGAGGUAAAGGACUCGGAGAAGGAGGAUGAAGUAAAGGAUUCUGGGGAGAAGGAUGAAGAAGUGAAAGAUUCUGGGAAAGAGGAUGAAGUGAAGGAUUCUGGGAAAGAGGACGAAGUGAAGGAUUCUGGGAAAGAAGAAGUAAAAGAAGUGGAGAGCACAAAGGAGGUAGAAUCUGUGGAAGAGGGAAAAAAGAUAGAGGAAACAGCUCCAGCUAUCACAGCUGAAAUCACUGUAGCCUAGGUGUCACCAGGUACCGUGGUCACUGUGCAUUCAGAGGUCACCAUAGAUAACAGGUUCACAGAGAUGUAGGUUAUAAUGUUGUGCAAUACUUUAUACAGUUUACCAAAAAUGUCACUGUUAGCAAAUAUUAUUGCUGCUUUCAACUGAAAAAAACUUUUAGUACUCCACUAAUGUUUGCAUUGAAGACAUCUAAUGCAAUGUUAUAUGUGAUGUUGAUGUUGAUGUUCAUUAUUAGCAAUAUAUAUGUGUGAACUCGGCUUCACUGGACAAAUCCUGCUUUUGUACAUCAUUAAAUUUAUUUUUGUAUUAAUUUUCAUGAAAUUAGUUCUCAUCAUUUUAGAUAUUGUCAUGAAGUGAAACUAUGACUUAUCAUAAUGUUUCAGAUUUUAUUAACAAUAAUGUGCUCAGACAUAUUCAAGUAAGUAGUUUCUAGGAUGGUGCUAGCUUGCUCGGUCCAUGCUAGAUAUUUCAACAUUCAUUAAAGUCACACUGUCAAUAGAAGAAGGAUUUGUCCUAAAAAUAAACUUUAGAUUCCAUGACAGUUCUAUGUUUGGUUUCUCCAGCGCUCACCACCUGGUGUAAAUAAAACACAGAAAUUCAACCUAGAAAUACAUCAUAAGGAGGUUGAGUGCCUUAUCCUGUAUAAGCUGAGCAUUAUUCCUGAUAAUUGUUUUUUUGAUGACUGGUUUCAGCCAUUUUUUGCAAAAUUGCCAACAUGAUGUGUUCUGGUAGGGAAAUGCUGAGAUAUUCUUUAUUAGGACUUCUAUUAGUUAUUAAUAUUCUUUUUGUAAAAAAGAAAUAAAGUAAGAAAGAAAAAAAAAGGGAUGAUAACAGUAAAUGCAAUUUAACUUUCAGAAAUUAUUUUUUGUGCUCUGAUUGGUCACUGUUUAAUUAAAUGUUUGAGUUACUUCUAGGUGGUCACAAUAUGUUAACGUUAUAUACGGCUUUGGUAUUUUGUUGUGAACAAACUAAGGCAAGUGUUUGAAUCUACAAGAUCCUAUUUUUUUUUGGCUAAUGUGUUCAGAUACAUCAGACUAAAACACUCCUCUUUUUGUCUGAAAGUACAAUUUGCAAAGUUUUUAUACAAUUUUAUUUUGUAAUGUAAUAUUACUUUUGCUAUAAGUAUUUUAAGAUUCAUAUAUCUGUAUAUUAUAUAUGAUGUUGUAUGGUGCCUGUACACAGUUGUGGAAAUGUUGUAAUUGACCUUUAGUCUGUAAAUACAAGUAUACAACAGUGGUUAGGUCCACAUACAAAGUGUAGGGGAAAUAAUACAUCUACUACAUGUACCAACAUUUCUUUAUUUUCAAAUGUUGUAAAUGAGAUUAUGCUACGCAAAGUUGACUUGUCCGUCAUGCUUUUAUGCCGAGGUAACUUGUGGUGGAAAUAUUUUGAUUUCAAUGAAGUAUAAAAAAGGCAUUUAAUGAAAUCUCAUCUUGUUAUACACAUAUUUUAUUCACAAGUUAUAUUCCACUUUCAUUUGUACCUGUAUUUAUUUAUGGUAUAUUAAAAUCAACAAUUUACUUUUAUACUCAUGGUAUUUUAUUGAAGUCUACCAUUAUUUUACAAUGCAUAAUGUAUUAUAUUAAUGGGAUAUUUUAUUUUUUCCCUCUUUCACCAUGUAAUGGAUAACACUUUACAUGUAAUGUCAUCUUUCAUCCUGCCAUUUCACCAGACUGCACUGGUAAACCAAGGCUAGCAAAUCAAAAACAUUUUUUAUGUGUCAUUCAUGUUUUUUCUAGGCAUAUAAAAGAAACAGUUCAUUGUGCCAUUUUCGUAAAUCAUAUUUAUUCCUUUUUGUUGAAACCAUAUUUAAAUAAUUCUUAAACAUGAGAAAUGAAAUGAUAAAUUAUGUGAACUUUAACCUACAUUUCCUAAAUAGGUAUAUUUAAACUUGAUCACCUAGAUAAAUGUGGAGAUUUUAUCAGGUCAGUUUGAUUGUUAGGUAGGAAUUUCAAACUUUGGUUUACCAAGGCAGUAUUCACCCAUUAGAUGUAGCUGUUGUUUUACCAUCUUAAUCAUUAAUUGUUAAAUUUACCAAAGUUGUACAGUAUUAUUUUUGUACGUCCUGCCUUUCAUAAUAAUUUACUGGUGUUCACUCCGCAUGGUUAUUAUUGGUUUAGAUACGGCCACAAGACCACAUAGAUAUUUGAUUUAAAAAGUCAGGAUUUGUUGAUCAGUCGGAUCACAGGAUUUGUUGUUGAUCUAGAUACGGCCACAGGACUGUCCAGGUCUACCAUAUACUUUAUAGUUAGUUAUUUUCACAGGGAUUCAAUUUUGCUAUGUUUAUGGUCAUCAAAGAUAGCGCGUAAAUUCAAAUAUCGUGCAAAUAUUAAUACGAUAAAAGAAAAGAUAUGUUUGCUCCUUUACUGCCAACAGAGAUAAGACACAAAUAUUUAUUUUUAGUUAUUUUGAUAAAACACUUCUAACAUAAAUCCCAUCACCCAAAUAUAACAGUGAGCACAAUAUUUUCCCCUGGCAAUGUUGUACAGAAUUUAAUCCCUACAAACUAAUUCUGAUCAAUACAACUGCAAAAUAUUAGCCCCACGAAAUACAACUAUACAGAGGUUAGGUUUUGGGUGAGAUGCAGCUUUGCAUCUGGCUGGACUGCAUGCUGCAGUUUUAGGUUUGGAUAAAGUUAAAUAACUACAGUUGAGAAAUAAUCAGAAUAUUUUUUUUUAUAGACCUUUGUUAAGAAGGUGAUUGUAGACUACCACACAGUGAUAUAAGGAGUCAGUAAAUGUUACGGAGGCUGGGACUUCAUAUAUACUCAUUAAUACAGGGUUAUUUUUAUUGUGCAUGAAGUAUCUGCUCUAUUCAUAUCUAUUACACCAUGUGUUCAAUAACGAUAUAUUCAUUUUAUAUCUACACCAAUUUUAUUUUUAUUUUGCCUAAAGAAUAGCAAUCUUGUUUUUCAUGUAUUGUUUAAUCUGAAUUUUAAAAACCGAACUAUUUAUGAAGUUGUGUCACACAGGGUUUUACUAUAAGGUUGUUAAAUCAGAAUGUUUUAAUUAUGAUUUUUCUGUCAUUUACAAUGUAACAUGAUUUUACUAUUACCGUGACAAAAAUUAAUAUCCUAUUUUUAGGGGGACGCACUGUUUGAGGUCCAGUUUUAAUCUAACACCAGACGUGUAGAAAUUGACAUAAAUACGUAUUAUCCUUACAUUAUAUUAGAAAUCCAAGGGUUCCACUUCCAAUGUAUUUUUUCUUCUCUGCAUCCGUGUAAAAUGUCAAAAUUGAAGGUUCGCAGUAAGCUUUUUGAUUGGUUUCAAAACCUGACUUAUCACAAGGCUUGUUGCCUGUUGAACUUCACGGUUAUACUCCUUCAGAUAUGAGACUACUCUAUGUGAAUCAUCCACAAGUUUUGGCAUGAAGAGCCUUAAAUUUUCUCAUUAAAUAAUCCAAGGUAGUUAACCUGAUAUAAUAGCUAGCUUGCAUGUGAUUAACAGAUUUUUAACAAGCUUUUGAGAACUGUUCAUACUAUUUCUACAUGAACCAAGUAUUCUCAGUGAGGUGAUCAUAGAUUUCGGUUGUAAAAUUAAAAAUAUUGGGACUGUAGUUUGUAAUUUACAGUAUGUACAUUUACAUUGAAAUUUAAUUUAAUUAUUGUAAUAUGAAAAUUUCCUAAAAUCAUUUCUGUAUAAAAAAAAUAUCUUCCAUUUAAAUAUUGAUCAUUUGGUCACAACAUUAUUUUGAUAGAUCUCCUUUGCUACACUUUUAUAGAAACAGUUUUUACAUAAUGUAGAAAUUUAUAUUUUUUUGUCAAAGGAAUUCCUGACAUUAACAUACAUGUUCUUUUUAUUAAGAUAUUUUUGAUAAUUUUAACUGUUUAUUUUUGGUCAAGAAUUGUAUUGAAUACUUCGUUGUUGAAAGCCAAUUUUCUAGUCAAGAUUUUAAUGGCAUCGAUUGUUACAAAUGUCAAUAAUGUAGUUUGACUUUAAAAAGACUCCGAGCAAUUGGUAAAUUAACAGGUUCAGACUGAGGUCUGCAAGAUAUCAUUGUAGAAAGAAUUUUGUGAUUUGAAGGCAGUGAGGCAUGCUGAUUGGUUUAUAUUAUUGGUUAAAAUUAGUGAAGCUUGCUGAUUGGUUGAUAUUAUUUGUCACUAUUAAUGAAGCUUGCUGAUUGGUUGAUAUUAUUGGUUAACAUUAGUGAAGCUUGCUGAUUGGUUGAUAUUAUUGGUUAACAUUAGUGAAGCUUGCUGAUUGGUUGAUAUUAUUGGUUAACAUUAGUGAAGCUUGCUGAUUGGUUGAUAUUAUUGGUUAACAUUAGUGAAGCUUGCUGAUUGGUUGAUAUUAUUGGUUAACAUUAGUGAAGCUUGCUGAUUGGUUGAUAUUAUUGGUUAACAUUAGUGAAGCUUGCUGAUUGGUUGAUAUUAUUGGUUAACAUUAGUGAAGCUUGCUGAUUGGUUGAUAUUAUUGGUUAACAUGAAGUAUAUUAAUUGUAUGACUGAUGAUAAUCCGAGUUGUUAAUUGACCUUGUUGUGUGAUGAUUGUUGAUUGGUUACAGUAAUUUGUUGGGACAUUCCUGAUUGGUUGUGGGUUUUAUCUGUUUGGAGGUCUGUCUGCCUUGUUACAUUGAAAUACAUUUCUUGUUGAUACCUGGCAUUCGUCAGAUCUAAUCAAUUUUGUUCUGCAAUCAAGUUGACGCCAGUUACAUUUUAUGGUCACUUUAGCCAAAGGUGAUCUGUUCUAUUAUAAACCAUUGUUUCCUUGAUUCAUUAUUUCUCUACUCUUCAAAUUUUUGGCUUCUUAGGAAUAAGUGUUAGUAUAUAUAUUGAAUUCAUUCAGACUUUGCAAAAAUCAUCAUUUAAGGGUUCAGUGAUGGUGUUAUCAUAACUGCAUUAUUGUAAAAAAAAUAGGUAGAUACUGUUUUAAAACAUGCAAAAAUAUUGUGGACAAAAUGCAUUUAACUUUUGGUUUGCUGUUGGCAUUUCAAAAUCAUGAAUUAUGAAAAUGUGAUUGAUAUUUUAUACAGGUAUUGCUAUACAGCAUGUAAUUAAAAAAAAUCACAACAGAUUUGAAAUAUUGAAAGAACUUUUUUGUGAUAUAUUAAUUUUAAUGCAAAAUUUUGAAACUGUCACAGGUUCAGCAUUUCUUGAAAAGUGCUGAAGCAUGUAUUCCAUAACUUUAUUUUGAAGAAUAUCGAGCAAGUUCCAUCAUCAUUAAACAUGUCAAAUAGAUCUACUAAAUUUAAAACAAAGUCACAGUUGUGGUAAACAUGAGUAGCGAAGGUUAAAGUCAAACUUGUGAGCAUAUCCUAUGCUUGGGUCAUUGUAUUUGUCGUCAGUGCAAUGUAUUAACUUGUAACAUACUUUUUAUCAAAAUUGUAAUAAAAUGUAGAUAAUAAAAA